AUGCCGGUCUCCUUCUACGAUGAGAUCGAGCUGGAGGACAUGUCCUACGACGAGGAGAAGGACUUGUUCCACUAUCCCUGUCCAUGCGGCGACCGGUUCGAAAUCACCCGUCAACAGCUCAAGGAUGCUGAAGACGUCGCUAGAUGCCCAAGCUGCUCUUUGAUCAUUCGAGUAGUAUUCGACCCUAUCGAUUUUGAAGACGACGACGACGAGGCACCUCUCAACGCCAUGGAUUCAGCAAAUCAGGCUGUCGCCGUAGCUGCUUAA
Molecule: messenger RNA, 267 nt
Organism: Sporisorium graminicola
Lineage: Eukaryota; Fungi; Basidiomycota; Ustilaginomycetes; Ustilaginales; Ustilaginaceae
Exons: 1
Coding region: 1-267 (88 amino acids)
Biological process (GO): protein histidyl modification to diphthamide
Molecular function (GO): metal ion binding
Source: RefSeq, a predicted model, not a curated record